Messenger RNA from Chara braunii, 5955 nucleotides. Lineage: Eukaryota; Viridiplantae; Streptophyta; Charophyceae; Charales; Characeae. The record is from the annotation of a GenBank genome assembly.
ACCUAAGAUCGCAAGUGCAUAUAAUAAUAGUAUACAUAUUGUCACAGGAAGAACAUCAAAUGCACUGCGUAAAGGAGCGAGAGAGGAGGAGACGAGAAGAAUUGGAACGACAAGCGAGGGAGGCUGCAGAGGAGGAGAGAAGGAAGGAGGAGGAGGAAGAGGCUGCAAGGCUUGCAGUGCAGCGAGCGGACGAAAAGGCGAGACUGUUGGAGCAAAGACGCAAAGAAAAGCAAGAGUCUCUGGGGUCAGAGCCUGAGAAGGGUCCAAAUGUUACAACGGUCGCUUGGGAGAAGUCCAGCUAUGGCGACCAGUGCCAUGUCAGCAGCAGUGCCACGUCAGCAGUGCCACGUCAGCAGUGCCACAUCAGCAGUGCCACGUCAGCAGUGCCCGCCACCAUGACGGUCUCAGUUAUGGACAUGCUAGACCAACUGGCCAGUGAGUCCAUUGCCGAGUAUCGACAGCGGUUCCAAUCUCAGCUCGCACUGAUCGAGGCUGAGGAACAACGUCAGGCGGCAGCUGAGGCUGCCCGCCUACAAGCUGAAGCGGCGGCAGUAGCUGAAAAGCAGCGACUUCAGGCCGAAGCUGACGCAGAUGCCGAGGUCCGCCACAAGGAGGCCCAGGAUCUGCUACAGCGGCACGAAGCCGCUAGCAUCGAAAAGCUCAAGUUCGGGCAUUUUGAACCGUCCGAGAACCACGAAGAUGCGACACCGGAAGAGCAGCACAAGGAGUUUCUUGCCAAAUUGGUGACCUGGUUGGUUUACACUUGUAACCACCUGCAGUCCGAGCUGGCGAAUCUCCAACGGGCGGUGCGGAACCACAAGGAUCUGCACGAGGAUGCUACACGGGCACUUGAUUCCCGUGUACAGGACUCAAAGCAAGUUGCACCAGGACCAGAUGCUGGCGAGUCCAACAGUGCACCCUCUACCCGCCAAUUGGAGGAACGAGUUGACCACGUAUUCGCAAUGCUCGGCGACAUCAGCACCUUCACUGCACCAGCCACCAUCAGCAAGCAGCUGGACACCUUGAAGACCGAGGUUCAGCAACUGCACCAGCUGCCCAACAAGGAUGGGAACACCAGUGCGCAACAGUACAAGAUGCAGACAUUCCACAUCGAAAAGUUCGAUGAUUAUACGCAUCAAGACGUGGUCCCCUGGUGGGAGGGCUUUACGACGGAACUUCGGAUUCUUUUUGUCCUUGAGCACUCAUCAAGGCAAGGAGGAUGUUCGGCCUCGCAUCAACUCGGGAAACUGAGUUGCGCGGGAGGUGAGGCGACUCCACCUCUCACUCCGCCAGAUUCAGCCGCCUUGCUAGCGGCCUCCUACACAUCUGGGGAGGAUGCGAAUGUCGCGAGUCCUCGGUUCACUUACGAGGAUUACGCUGUCCACUUGGUCCCACUGUUGGACCAACCACUCCACUUGCAACAAUCCACCGCAUGCAUGAUUUCACCACCAUCGGCAACCGAUUCGGCUGCUUCGCUGCCAUCUAUCGCUGGGGAUUCGACGUCAUGGUCAAGACUUGGAGAGCUCGACCCGUUGACGUUCGCAGACUUCCAAUGGAUGCCCCUUCCCCCGUCCGGUCGAUUGUCGAUGCCGCAUUGCAACGUGCUCAUGGCACAAUUGCGGGAUUACUUGCACACUGCAGUACCAGCUCCGUUGAUGGAUGUCGGAGUAAAGGUUGAUGACCUUCACGACUAUGUUGCGAAGAUCGACCGCGAGUUCAAGACACAACGGUACAACGACAUCGACGCGUCAUUGUUGUACAUACACAUUCAGAUCGGAGAGGCGACCUGCAGCGCUUUGAUCGAUAGCGGAGCUACUCACAACUACAUGAGCCAAGACUUUAUGUUGAACGAGCAUGUGGAGCACCUGCGGACUGUUUUGGAGCGGCUACGACAAGCCAAGUACAAAGCCAACCGCAACAAAUGCGAAUUCGCGCGGCAAGUGUUGGAGUAUUUGGGACAUUAUGUGACGCCGCCAGGCAUCCGUCCGCUUGCGGAUAAGAUCGAGGCCAUCCGCGUAUGGCCCGAGCCCACCAACACCAUGGAUGUUCGCUCAUUCAUGGGGUUGGCGGGCUACUAUCAAUGCUUCAUCACCGGGUACUCGAGGCUUGCCGCACCUAUGACGGGAUUACAAUCGCCAAAGGUGCCAUUCGUAUUCGAUGACGAKGCACGCCGGUCAUUCCAAGCACUCAAGACGGCCAUGCUCAUGGCACCCGUCCUUAGCAUCUACGACCCCACCCUGCCAACGAGAGUGACAACUGACGCUUCCGGCUAUGGCAUUGGGGCAGUCUUGGAACAACACGACGGCGACGACUGGCACCCCGUGGAGUAUUUCAGCCACAAAGUGCCUCUCGUCAAUUCACUUGGUGAUGCAAGGAAGAAGGAGCUGCUCGCAUUCGUGAUGGCUCUCAUGCGAUGGUGUGAAACGGGUGCGCGACAAGCAGCGGGGGCGUGCGCAAUAACGAGAAGCAAUCAGUGGCGCACGGCUCGAGCGCUGAUGUGGCACGUGGGGAAUAGCGGUGCGGAGAAGUGCUCUUGUGGCGCUUAUGCUCCUCUCUUCCUCUUACAGCUCGAGGACGAUGAUGAUGGCGAUCGCGUAGAUGACAACGACAAUCGCGACGAUGGUGGAACAGCGGGAACCAGCUCCGAUUCCAGAAGGACUGUUCAGACCCCAGCUGAGGGCCAGAGUGUUGAGCAGCUCCCUGACCCUCGUACCAGGACCCAGGUUGAGCAGAGACGACAACUGUUGUCUGGACGGCUCAACCUUCUGGCCACUGAACUGCACGAUGCCGGUGCAGAGGCUGAGUCACAUGUGAGGGCCCAGUUUGAUCUGCGGAAAGCCCAGGCAGACCUGGAUGCAGCUCAGACUGGCACCGACCUAUUGAAGAUACAGGAGUUCAUUAUCCAGUGUCGUAAAGCACUGGAUGCGCACAUCUGUCAGCAGUUCGAAGACGUAGCAAAUGGCAGAAAUGCCAAAAAUGAUGUGGUGGUCACGGAACAGACGAUUGAUGAGAACAUCCGCCAAUUGGAAGAAGCUCUUGAGAAAGAGAAAACGCGCAAGGCGGAAAUGCUAAAGAAGAAAGAACAAGAUGAACAACAAGCAAAACGAGAACAAGAAGUCAAACAGCAUGUGGUAACUGUGGCAGGGGAAGGACAGGUUGUGGCACUGAACCAACUGGUUGAGUACCUUGCUCUCUUGGAGACAAGGCUCGACCAUUUUGAAGCAAAGUUGGAAGAAUUGACCGUAGGAUUGAAGAAUGUGACUAACUUGGUCAAAGGAAAGGAAAAAGAGGUUCGGAAGGAACAACCUGAGAAGAAACUGAUGAGCGAUGCUAUGAAAGAUCUCAGGGUCGAAACAAAGAGAGGAGAGUCAUUUGGGCCUCCUCCACCGACCCCACCAUCCAGUCCUCACCCAUCAGGGGGAAAGAAAGACAAAGAAGAGAAAACUGAGAAGCCAAAGAAGAAGGAAAAGGUAAAGAUGAGAUUGCCUUUUACGUUUAGCAACAAGAAAGACGAACAUUUGCUUGUUUGGAUCGCCGAGAUACAGACGUACUGUAGUACGACGCCUGUUGCAAAAGAGUCUCAGGUCGCAUUCUCCACGUCUUGCUUGGGAGGAGAAGCAAAGGAGUGGGUCCUAGCUGAGGCUAACGUGGCAGGUUUUGACGACAUCGGUAAGUGGGCCGGAACAAUGACUCUAAAGCAGUUCCUUGAUAAGAUCAAGGAACGCUUUGUUGAUAAGACAACGACCGAUAAGGCCUUCGACCAGCUUACUACGAUUGGACAGAAACACUGGACGUCUGUGGAGGCUUUGUCUCGCGAGGUCGAUCGCUUGUUGCAAGUACUGGGCUUAAAUCUGCAGGAUGAUCAGGUCCUGUAUAUUUAUGCCUGGGCCUUACCUGAACCCAUACGAAGUCAGUUAGUGGCCGAGUCAAAGUCAGGUGCAGGUGCGAGAUACGGUAAGCGAGUCCUUUGGCGCCAAAAGCAUCAGGACCACAUGCUUGUCGUCUUUGACGACGACACAGUGGAGAAGCUACCGUUAGAAGGAGUUCCUAGCAGCAAUCACCGUGAACCUGUCUUAUGUUCUGUCUCUCUGGAUGACUCCUUUGAUGAGCUUGGUAAUGAGUUGCUGGCGCUACGAAGCGCAUGGGCAAAGAAAGCAAAGUCUAAGGGUGAACUAUUACUCGCGGAUGUAGAAAUCGCACACGAACGGACGGGUGCACUUUUAGACUCAGGAUCUACACGAUCCUACAUUUCUGAGAGAGCUAUUCGCAAGUUUCAUCUUGGAAUGAAGGUAAAGUGUUUAGCACGACCUAUCACGUCUAUUCUUGAUGAUAAAAGCACGAUCAUUGUCUCUCAUUAUGUCGAUCGUGUGAAAUGUAAGUUCAGAACUAAAACUGGAAAGAAGAUUGUGCAUGAAGUAUCUUUCCUAGUUGAGAAGAACUUGCCUUUUGAUAUGAUUCUAGGAAUGGAUUGGCACGAGGAAGCCAACCCAGAAAUCAAGUUCAAGGAAAAAGAAGUACGCCUGAAAAACGCACAAUAUGAGCCCGAGGCCAUCAAACUGUAUCACAAGUCUGGAUCUGACUCUACUCUGGCUUUCUGUUGUAUGAGCUAUCCAGCUUUUCGAUCGAUGGUCAGGAAGAAGCAAUUGGAACAGGAGGUAAUGAUGGUGUUGGUAAAGGAAGUUGGUGAGUCUUCGACACCUUAUCCUCCAUCGAUACAAAAACUCUUAGACGAGUAUAAAGAACUAUCUCAGGAACCUACUGGGAUCACUGAGCGUGCUAUCAAGCACACUAUCGAGACCAUUCCCGGAAGCAAGACUCCCAAAGGUCCUAUCUAUCGAAUGUCGCCUAGGGAACUUGAGGAAUUGCGCAAGCAACUUUGGGAAUUAACUGACAAAGGAUGGAUUCGCCCUAGUUCCUCACCUUAUGGAGCGCCUGUCUUAUUUGUGCCCAAAAAGGAAGGUGAGUUGCGUCUAUGCAUUGACUAUAGAGGGUUGAACUCCUUCACUGUAAAAAACGUUGAACCCCUACCACGAAUUGACGACUUGUUGGAUCAGCUGCAGGGAUGCAAGUACUUCAGCAAGAUUGAUCUGAAGUCGGGGUACCACCAAAUCGAGGUGGCGCCCGAAGAUGAACACAAGACUGCUUUUCGAACCAGGUAUGGACACUACGAGUUUGUGGUCAUGCCCUUCGGAUUGACGAAUGCCCUUGCGACCUUCCAAAGGUCUAUGAACGAAUUGUUCCGACAAUGGUUGGAUCAAUUUGUAAUUGUGUAUCUCGAUGACAUCCUAGUCUACAGCAAAACGCUGGAGGAUCACGAGAAACACUUGUGUCUCGUCUUGGGUAAGCUACGCGAAGGAAAUUUCAAACUUAACCCAAAGAAGUCUGAGUUUGCAAAACCUGAAGUGCUCUACUUAGGGCAUAUAGUCAAUGAAGAAGGACUCGGACCGGAAGCAAAGAAAGUUUCAGCGAUUAGAGAUUGGCCACAACCAAAGUCCAUCACUGAGUUGAGGUCCUUCCUUGGGUUAGCCAGUUAGUAUAGGAAGUUUGUUAGGAACUUCUCUUUAGUUGUUGCUCCCAGGAGAAGACUCCUGAAGAAAGGAACCAUAUGGUUGUGGGACAAAGACUGUGAGUCGUCAAUGAGGAAGUUAAAAUAUGCACUGACUCACUACCCUGUUCUGAAAAUCGUUGACCCAUCUCUUCCCUUUAUUGUGACCACUGACGCAAGUCAGUAUGGAAUUGGCGCAGUUCUACAGCAGGACGAUGGUAAGGGUUACAGACCUAUUGAGUUCAUGUCUGCCAGACUUCCUACUAAGAAGGUCGCCGACUCCACUUACGAAAGGGAAUUGUAUGCGCUUGCCUGUGCACUGAAACCCUGGAAACACUACUUGUUAGGGAGGCACUUCACUGUCUAUUCAGAUCACUCGACACUGAAGUGGAUAAAGACUCAACCAAAAC